This is a messenger RNA of Penaeus vannamei (Pacific white shrimp), 2105 nucleotides long. The record is from RefSeq and is a predicted model, not a curated record. Lineage: Eukaryota; Metazoa; Arthropoda; Malacostraca; Decapoda; Penaeidae.
GUGCGGGUGAUCCUCCAGGGGAGCCCCGAGUACCAGGUGGUGGACGACCCUACUACCGGAGGGGCGAGCAACGAGAGGGCGUCCUGCCUGGCGCCGCAGGACAAGGCGGUGCACACGAUCAAGGUCCGGACGAUGGCGCUCGGGGACGUCAACCUCACGGUGUCGGCGGCCGUGGACUCGUCGCUGGCGGGAGGGUGCGGCGGGGCGGCGGCGGCGGCUGUUUCGAGGAGGGACACCUUGAUCAAGCCCAUCAAGGUGGAGGCAGAGGGAUUUCCCCGCGAGGAGACGUGGACCAAGUACCUCUGCGCUGAAGAGGUGGCAUCAGGCGAGGACGCUCCGGAGACGUGGGAAGUAGUGCCACCUGCCAACAUAGUGCCAGACUCCGCCCGCGGUUGGGUCACUGCCGUCGGGGACCUGUUGGCACUCUCGAUCGAGAACCUGGGCUCCCUUAUCCGCCAUCCAUCCGGCUGCGGAGAACAGAACAUGGUCAAUUUCGCUCCCAACAUCUACAUUAUGCAGUACUUGACGGCGACGAACCAAGCCACGCCGGAGAACACCCAGAAGCUGCUGAGAUUCAUGAGGACAGGAUACCAACGCGAGCUGCUGUACCGACGCAACGACAGCUCCUACAGCGCCUUCGGGAAUGCCGAUGACUCCGGCUCCACGUGGCUCACGGCCUUCGUCCUCAAGUCCUUCGCGCAGGCCCGGAGGUUCAUCUCGGUGGACACGGAGAGCCUCGACCGGACGCGCCACUGGCUGAGCCUCUCCACCCGAGACCCGAGGGGCUGCAUCGACCCCCGAGGGAAGAUCUUCAGCAAAGGGCUUACGGGCGGUCUCGCGGGCCGCAGCUCCACCGUCCCGCUGACCGCCUACGUGCUCACCGCCCUCCUCGAGGCCGGCGUCCCCAUCAACACGCCCAUCGUGAUGGACGCCGGCCGCUGCGUCCUGGCCGACUCCUCCAACGACAUCUACACGCUGGCCCUGAAGGCCUACGCCCUCGCCCUGGCCAAGGACCCCAACGCCCAGCGCGUGAUCCAGGACCUGCUGAGCCUGGCCGUCGUCGAGAACAACGCGCUGUACUGGAAGCUGCCCCAGGGCAGCAGCAACGCCCUGGAGGUGGAAACGGCGGGCUAUGCCAUCCUGGCCCUGAUGGCGCAGGACCCGCUGGCCAACACCCUCCAGGCCAGGAAGAUCGUCAAGUGGAUCACCUCGAAGAGGAACGGCCAAGGAGGCUUCUACUCCACGCAGGAUACAGUAGUGGCUCUGCAGGCCAUGGCCAGCUACGAGACCCACACGUUCCAGGGCCCAUUGAACGUCGUGGCCACAGUCACGGCCACGGACCUGUCGCAUUCCUUCACGCUGACCGAACAGAACAAGCUCCUGCAGCAGCUGGUGACGCUCCCGAGCUUGCCUACUAGCGUGAGCGUGAACAUGGACGGCCAGGGAUGCGCCGUGAUGCAGGCGGUUCUCCGCUACAACGUGCCCGAGGCCGAGCCGAGCGAUGCCUUCAGCCUGCGCGUGCGUCCCAUCAACGACCCGCGCGGCGGCUGCGUCGAAAAGCGCCUCGAAGCCUGUGCUGCCUACCUCCUCCCCGACGGCAAGUCUAACAUGGCCGUCAUCGAGGUCAACCUCGUGUCCGGCUUCAUCCCCGAGAAGGACGACCUAAAGGCGGCCGUGAGUCGAAACCCCGAGGUCGUCAAGCGCUACGAGGUGGACGGGAGCAAAGUCACCUUCUAAGAGGAGUUCACGGCCCAGGAAGUGUGCGUGAGUUUCCGCGUCGUCCGAGAGGUGGAAAUCGAGGACGUCAAGCCGGGAUCUGUGGUCGUCUACGACUACUACCAGCCCGAGUUCUCCAUCAGCAAGAGUUAUAGCUUCCCUUUCUUAGACGGAUGCAAAAGGUAAAUGAAACAUGAAAAAAAAACAAGAAAAACAGAUGCCUUACCCAAUUCCUCCGUACACCGAAUCCUGAUAUAGAUUGUCAGGUGACUUAUAGACUGCUUCGUAAAAUGGGAACGUGACAGCUGAGCUACAACCAGGGUUUUUUAUUAUCAUUAUCAUUUCGUCUGUCGUAAAAUAUUGUUACGAAUAAAGCUUUAUGUCACAAA